Phalaenopsis equestris is the source of this 2988-nucleotide messenger RNA. Its product is annotated as sec1 family domain-containing protein MIP3. The transcript has 7 exons. Lineage: Eukaryota; Viridiplantae; Streptophyta; Magnoliopsida; Asparagales; Orchidaceae. The record is from RefSeq and is a predicted model, not a curated record. Gene Ontology annotation, biological process: vesicle-mediated transport; intracellular protein transport. The coding region runs from base 274 to 2841 and encodes 855 amino acids.
AAAGUUUUUUGCAAUUCACUGGUAACUGUUUGCAUCUUCAAUCCCUGAUUCUCCCGACAUAGCUAAAGUUGAUGCAUCAGAUCUGCCGCAAAAUAGCUCUUAUUUUGCACGCUAUGAAGACCGACCCCGGCCACUUGCCGCGGGCUCCUCCGAAGCUGAUCUUCCUCGCCUGUUCGCCGCCUUACGGCAUCUGGAGUUCUGGACGGUGAACUUUAGCUAAAGCGUACUAGUAACAUUCUUCUAGUCAUACCGCAAAUCCAAAAACUCACUGUCAUGGCUUCGAUUGAUUUGGUCCAAAUGUGCCUUGAUUCUAUUCGCCAGAUUUCAGAUGACAUUGCAGACUCUGUCGUUUACCUUGAUGCUGGUUGUUUGGAAGCUUUCCAGUUCAUUUGCGCAUUUCCACUUUUUCUGGACCUUGGGGCCCUUUCUAUCUGCAGCUUGGAAAGUAUGUCUUCUGUAGACAGUACUGCACCUUGGAAUUUAAAUUUCAUUCCAGUAAAGAAGAUGGUAGUUAUUACAUCUCACCUUCUUAGUCAUGCACAUCGGUAUAUUUUGCGUUGCCUGGCCUCCCACCAGACAGUUCUUCAUUGUACUAUAUUUACGUCCAUCUCAGAGAUAGCCCACUCCGCCUAUGCUGAUUCACCCCUUGGCCCUGAUGCAUUUCAUGAAUAUGAGUCUUUGCUUGUCCAAGACUAUGAUGAGAUAAUGAUGGAAAGUAAGAAGAGUGAAAAUCAUUCAAAUCUAAAGAAUGAGACAGGACAGGCAGCAGAAGGAGAUCAUCUUGAUAUAUUGUCUGCUAAUGGUGAUUGUUCCUCACAGCUGGCUUCUAGGGUGGAUGAUGAUUUAAAUGCGGAGUCUGUUUCUGUUGAAAGGGAUUUAUAUAAUGAUUCCAAGUCUACAGAAGCCAACAGUUCAACAAAAUUGCAGGUCAUUGUACAUCAUUUCCCAAUGUUACUGUGUGCAGUUUCACCAAGGUUCUUUGUUUUUCCUUCAGAAGGGGCAGUUGCAGAAGCAUGCCUGUCAAAUAACCAUGAAAAUUCGCUUAGCCCUGGCCUGCCUUCAAUUUGCAAUGGGGUUACUUCUGACGGUGAGGAUGUUCCUCCAGGAGCAAUUCUGACCGCCCAUUUCCUAUAUAAUCUGGUUGCAAAGAUGGAUUUGAAGAUGGAAGUAUUUUCUCUUGGCGAUACAUCGAAAGUCAUUGGAAAGAUGUUGACAGACAUGUCUGGUCUUUAUGAUGUUGGCCGUCGCAAUCGCAGAUCAGCUGGUUUAUUGCUCAUAGAUCGCACUCUUGAUCUUCUUACGCCUUGCUGCCAUGGAGACUCAUUUCUUGAUAGGAUGCUUUCUUCUUUAUCUCGCAGGGAUGGAGCUAUAUCGGCUAUGAAAAGCUCCCAUUCCUCCAACAGAAAUCUUCCAGCUGAAGCACGGCGUGCUACACUUGAUAUAAGAAUACCUUUUUCAAAGAUUUUAAGCAAUGAAGACUCUAAUAUGUCUAUAUCCAAGCUAGAAGAAAAUGUUAAAGCUUUCAUGUCAGGCUGGAACCCUGAAGAUGUUAAUUCUGAAGGUUCUUAUCUAUCUGAUAAUGCAGGCAAGCUUCAGAACAAUAAGUUCGACAAUGAAUCAUACUCACUGAGUGGAUCCAUUCUGUCCAAUUAUACAGGAGCAAAUUACUUGGAAGACUUACUUGAUAGAAGAACGAAAGAUGGGAUCCUUCUGAUAAAAAAGUGGCUUAUGGAAGCUUUGCAGCGUGAAAAAGUGCCUUUAAAAGGAUUUUUGGCCUCUACUCCCCUUUCAGAGCUUCAUGCCAUGGUUAAAAAACUAGUUCCAGAUCAAAUUUCUCUUGUAAGGAACAGAGGGAUCAUCCGGUUGGCAUUAGCUGCUGAAAUAGCCUUGAGUGAGCCCCAUCGUUCCAGGUGGGAUGCAUUUGUAAGUGCUGAGAGAAUACUAAAUGUUAAUUCACUUGACAAUAGCCAAAGCUUGUCAAGCCAGAUUCGAGAUCUUAUUAAUACUAGCAGUGUAUUGAGAUCUCAUGAAGAUCGUAACAUGGGACCACAGGCAGCUCUUCUCUCUUUCCAAGACGCAUUACUUCUGUCAAUAGUGGGAUAUAUUUUGGCAGGUGAAAACUUUCCAAAAUCUGGUUCUGGCAGUCCUUUUUCAUGGGAGGAAGAACAUUUACUGAAGGAAGCUAUUGUUCAUGUAAUUUUUCAAAAUCCAGAAUUGACAAAGUUGCAAUUCCUUCAUGGUCUGGAGAAGGACCUUGAAGCUAAUGCUAGAAAAGAGGAUUCUGCAAAUGAUGAAGAUGAUUUUGAUGAACAAUGGGGCAGCUGGGAUGAUGAAGAAACUGAUCAUCAGAAUGACCAAGCAUAUGGAGAUAUGCAGCUUAAAUUGGAGCUGCGAGAUAGGGUGGAUCUACUUUUCAAACUAUUUCACAAGUUAUCGGAAUUGAAGUCGAGAACCCCGUCUUUCAUGGAAGGUCCAUUGGCAUCCUCCGCUAGUUAUGGAAACGAUCCUUGCGACAGGAAAGGAUUAAUUUAUAAGCUUCUAACUGCUGUAAUGGCCAAGUAUGAUAUACCUGGGUUAGAAUACCACUCUUCAGCAGUAGGCCGUUUUUUCAAGAGUGGAUUUGGUAGGUUUGGCAUUGGGCAGGCAAAACCAUAUCUUGCAGACCAAAAUGUUCUUCUGUUUUUUGUUGUGGGAGGUGUUAAUUUCCUCGAGAUUCAUGAAGCUAUGGAAGCUAUUUCAGAAAGCAAUAGACCUGACAUGGAAUUACUUAUUGGUGGUACAACUCUAUUAACUCCUGAUGACAUGUAUGACUUAUUAUUGGGAUCUUCUAGCUACAUUUGAUCCCAUUCAAUUUAAAAUGAGAAAUAUAAUUAUAUCUUAGCUCAAUUUCAUUCUGUGAAGAAUUCCUUUUUUUUGAUAUUUACUGGAUUUAAAGCGGAGAGAAUUGAGCUCAUCAUACCCUCUAUUAAUAUUAAUGAGAUUCAGAUA